Messenger RNA from Bactrocera neohumeralis, 1531 nucleotides. RefSeq names its product putative nuclease HARBI1. Lineage: Eukaryota; Metazoa; Arthropoda; Insecta; Diptera; Tephritidae. The record is from RefSeq and is a predicted model, not a curated record. Bases 384 to 1463 code for a protein of 359 amino acids. The transcript has 3 exons.
GUAAAAACUAUAUAUACAAACACAUUGACGAAAUAUUAUCACAGACUUACCCAAACGCCAAGUAUGUCAUUACAUAACAAAUCAACAUUCACGAGCAUAUGUGCGAAACAAGUACACGAAAAACUACAAAUACAUACAGUUACACCAAUAUUUCAUUCGACAACCAACGGUCAAGUCGAACUCGCUAAAGUCCCAGCACAGGAACAUAACCACUCACCGGAAAACGAAAUUUUUAACGCGGCACGACAAUACAAUGCAAAAAUUCACUCAGUCAAAGGAGAGAAAUCCGAUGACGUGUUCUUCAAUCGAUGAGGGUCAGGAUAUCAAAAACAACUUGAAACAAAUCAAUUAGUUGAUACCAUAAUAAAAAUCUGACUCAAAUUAUGAUAGCUGCUGCAUUAUUUGCCUUAUUGGAGGACCAACGGAAAAUGUUACGCCUUCAUCGGCGACAUCUGAGGGAUACAACUGACCCAUUUCAUUUACCGGAAGCUCGCUUUGAAGAGCUAUUCCGUUUUAAAAAAGAUCCCGCAAUAGCAUUGUUACAAGAGCUAAGUUCUCAUAUGAAAAGUGGCGAAAGGCGUACGUUUGUCCCAAAAUCAUUAAGAAUGACUGCAGCUCUUCAUUACUAUGCGACAGGAUCAUAUUUCAGAGACGUUGGCCAAGAUUUUGUGUGCUCAUUAAGCAAGACAGUUGUGUGUCGUGCAGUAAAAGAAGUCACAAACAUCAUUGAAGGAAAAUUAAUAUGUAAAUACAUUAAAUUUCCAACAUCUUUAGAGCAACAAAACAAAAUAAAACAAACAUUUUUUUCAUCUACGGGUUUUCCUGGGUGCGUUGGUGCUAUUGAUUGCACCCAUGUUAAAAUUAAAAAGCCGGCCGCUGAUGUUGAAUGCUGCUACAUAAACAGAAAGGGCUACUUUUCCAAAAAUGUGCAACUUAUUUGUGACUACAAUUUAAACAUAGUGUCUGGGAACGCGCGUUAUGGUGGUAGUACCCAUGAUGCUUUUAUUUGGGAGAACAGCCAAUGUAAACAAUUUUUGGAAAGGCAAAACGCCAGUGAUGUAGAUUCAAGUUGGCUUAUUGGUGAUUCAGGCUAUCCACAGCAACCAUGGUUGAUGACACCAUUUCGAAAUCCACAGACGAUUGGGCAAAAUAAUUACAAUGAUUCCCACUUUCGGGCUCGGAAUUGUGUUGAAAGGCUUAAUGGAGUUUUGAAAAAGGUAUUUGGGUGCUUAUCACAUGAACGGGGUGUAUUGUUUAAACCAGCAUAUGCUGGAUCAAUAAUAAAUGCGUGUUUAACUUUGCACAAUAUCAGAUUAAAAAGAAAUUUACCAAUUCCAGACAUAAACGUAUCGUCAAAUUUCAGUAUGGAAGUUGACAAUUUGGAAGAGAAUCGUGAAAAUUGUAGUGUGCUAAAUCAAGGCAGAAGAUGUCGGGAUAAUAUAGUACGAAAUUAUUUUAACUAACUAAUUAUUUUAAUUAUAAAAAAAUCACAAAUAAAUUAACAUAAAAAAAGGAUUUUAUUUCAACAAAA